Messenger RNA from Strigops habroptila (Kakapo), 886 nucleotides. Its product is annotated as adhesion G protein-coupled receptor G3-like. Gene Ontology annotation, biological process: adenylate cyclase-activating G protein-coupled receptor signaling pathway; cell surface receptor signaling pathway. NCBI's taxonomy places the organism in Eukaryota, Metazoa, Chordata, Aves, Psittaciformes, Psittacidae. The record is from RefSeq and is a predicted model, not a curated record. Gene Ontology annotation, cellular component: membrane. Gene Ontology annotation, molecular function: G protein-coupled receptor activity.
AUGGAGCUCCUGAACAUCAGCAGAGCUGUCACCCAGGACAUCCUCAUUGCUUUUUCCCCCAUGGAGCACCCCAGGAUGCUGAAUGUGAUGGAGAAGGGGAAGGCAGGGAAAAUCCAGCUCCCUAGGGCAAUAUUCCGGUUCCUGAGCAGCCAGACAGUGCGUGUGGUGGUGACAGUCCUCAACAUCCCACAGCUGGGCAUGUUCCAGGAGGUCAACCAGACAGGGCAGGUCCUGGUGGACACCGUGGUGGGCAUCACAGUGGGAGAGAUGAGCAUCUCCGGGCUGCGGGACCCCAUGCAGCUCACCUUCACCCAUAGGCGGCUGCCCCACGGUGUCACCCCACAAUGUGUCUUCUGGGAUCCCAGCAAAGGGCAGGCAGGAGGCUGGAGCAGCAGCGGAUGUGUCACGCAGCCUGGGGACAAGGGGACAGUCUCCACCUGCGACCAUCUCACCUUCUUCACCCUCCUCCUGAACCCAGCUCUGGAUGGGUCCACAGCACAAGCCCUGAUGGCUAUUGCCACUGCUGGCUGCAGGGUAGCCAUGGCUUGCUUCACCAUCACCAUCACCUUCUGCAUCUUCUUCAGGUGCAGGUUCAGGUCCAUGGGGCUGCAUGUGAACCUGGUGGGCAGCCUGCUCCUCCUCAACCUGGCCUUCCUGCUCAACAGCGGGCUCUCCGGUGGGACCCUGCUGGGGACCUGCAAGGUCCGGGGGGGGCUCACCGACUACUGCCUGCUCUGCUGCUUCACCUGGGUGGUGCUGGGGGGCUGUCACCCCUACCUUCUCUUCAUCAAGGUCCUCGGCACCUACAUCCACCACGACCUGGUGAAGCUGUGCCUGGUGGGCUGGGGUGAACACCACCAGCCUCAGUGAGAGCCAGGGGGAGAGG